CUCGUCGUGCGUCACCCUGGAAAAGUGGCUGGGCCACGUGCAGGGACCGGGAGUCCAGAGUGUCCCUGCAGCCUGCAGCUCGGACAUGCGGCUGCAGAAACACCUGUGACCCGGGCGGACUAGCUUUCUGGUUCACUUCGCCACAGCCUGUCUGCUGGUUUGGCUUUGAUCGUCUCGAAAUUAACCACAGUGAGGUGUGCCGAGCCGAGCCAAGCCGAGAUGGACUGUAAGGACGACCCCAAAGGCCCGGCGGUGCUCGGGGAGAGGAGGCGCGGUCCCCUGGAUCAGCUCCCUCCGCCGGCGAACUCCAACAAGCCGCUGACGCCGUUCAGCAUCGAGGACAUCCUCAGUAAGCCGUCUGGGAGGAAGUGCCGCUCCCUGGGCGUGGUGGCGCACACCGUGUCCCCCGCAGAGAAGCUGCCCCCGGCGGGUCACAGCCUGCCCGGCCGCCCGCUGCUCAGCCACACGUCCCCGCUCUGCGCGCUGGAGGAGCUGGCCAGCAAAACCUUCAAGGGCCUGGAGGUCAGCGUCCUGCAGGCUGCCGAGGGCCGGGACGGCCUGGCGCUCUUCGGCCAGAGGAACACCCCCAAUAAGAAGCGAAGGAAGUCCCGCACGGCCUUCACCAACCACCAGAUCUACGAGCUGGAGAAGCGCUUCCUGUACCAGAAAUACCUGAGCCCGGCGGACCGGGACCACAUCGCCCAACAUCUUGGUCUGACCAACGCGCAGGUCAUCACCUGGUUCCAGAACCGGCGGGCCAAGCUAAAGCGGGACCUGGAGGAGAUGAAAGCGGACGUGGAGUCCGCCAAGGUCGCAGGCACCGUGGCCCUGGAGAAGCUCUCCAAACUGGCCGAGCUGGAGAAGUGCGCGGCCGGCGGUAUGGGCUUGGGGGCUGUGUCCGCGCCAGGCCGCACCGAGCCCGAGCCGGUCUCCUCUAGAUCCCCCCGGGACCUCGGCCCCAGCACGGCGCACAUGGCCCCUUCGCCCGCGUCGUCGUCGCACACAGAACGGCGCGGCAGCAAGUGUUGCUCAGAGGAUGAAGACGAGGACAUUGACGUGGAUGACUAG
This is a messenger RNA of Etheostoma cragini (Arkansas darter), 1068 nucleotides long. It is a transcript of the gene lbx1a, whose product is annotated as ladybird homeobox 1a. Gene Ontology annotation, biological process: regulation of DNA-templated transcription. Lineage: Eukaryota; Metazoa; Chordata; Actinopteri; Perciformes; Percidae. Gene Ontology annotation, molecular function: DNA-binding transcription factor activity, RNA polymerase II-specific; DNA binding. The transcript has 2 exons. The coding region runs from base 220 to 1068 and encodes 282 amino acids. The record is from RefSeq and is a predicted model, not a curated record.